Messenger RNA from Paramuricea clavata, 1277 nucleotides. Lineage: Eukaryota; Metazoa; Cnidaria; Anthozoa; Malacalcyonacea; Plexauridae. The record is from the annotation of a GenBank genome assembly.
AUGUAUCUGUACCAUUUUUCCUACACCUAUGUCGUCAAACCAUCAAGUGCCCAGUAUGUGCUUUCAAGGCAAAGAACGGCAAGUCUACAUGAAGUGUGUGCUGAAGUUAUGACAUCUGAGGAAGUCCAGCAACAUCUGGAGAUGCACCGCUACAACCGUCUAGCCCUCACUCCAACCACCGCCAAACCUAGCAGCCAUGUUUCCCUUGACCCAGCUCCAUCAAGUCCUUCCACAGUGGAAACCUCCUCAACCUCCUCCUCUCCCCCAUCCUUGCUACCGCUGUCCACCCCUCCACCCAAGUCUCCUGCAUCAUCCGAGAGCCAAUCCCUACCAGACACGCAGAAUCCCAUGUCUCCCAAGGCUCCCUCUCCACCGAGUUUUUCCCCUCCCCCUGAAACCAAUGCGGCGCUCAUGCAUCGUUUCCUCGAGGCCUGUGGAAAUACACCUGCUCCUGCAGCACCAGCAUCUCCCUCCAAUCCAGCAACUCCAUCCCCUGCUAUUCCUCCACUCAUGGCAAACAUCAUAACUACGCCAUCCUCGGACGUCCCUCAGACUCGACAAUCUUCUCCACCAAAUAAUACACCUCCUGUGAUCCCUCCCCUGAUAUCCACUGCCACUACUAACCAAUCCAAUGCUGUUCUUCCCACCCGCCAACCACCACCACCUGCUCCUACCCGCCCCAGAGCCGCUGAUUUCUUCGACCUCCCACCACCUACUUUGGAAGAUCUAAGUGAUCCUGGGACAUCAUCUACCUCCCCACCACGCCCUACAUCAUCUAACCCAGACCCGGAAGAUCCCAUCUUCGAAGACCCUACCACAGCCUCCUUCCCCACAGCCCAAACCACUACAUCUCUUCAUGACUUCAGACAAUGUUACAACCUCGAAUUCAACGAAGAGAUGGACUUCCUUGACUUUGAACAGUUAACCCGCCAAUUCACCACCGAAGUAGUUGAACUUGCCAAAAAUCUUUCUUCCCAGCAACGACCUCGUCCUACCAAACGCCGACCAGACCGGCCCAGUGCUCGCCCUCCCAUUGAUUGUCGCCGCCCUCUUCCCGGAGAUCCAACUGCCGCCAAACGACUACAACACCUCUACCGGAUCUCCAAAAAACGCGCUGCCCAUCAAGUCUUUGGAGACGAGAGCCCAGGUUUCGAUGGCACCAUUGAUGACGCCACCUCUUUCUUCACGGAAUCCUUUGGCCCCCGAGACUGUGAUACCACCAAACUCUUAGAAGAAUUGGCUGCCUUUGUUCCCUCAGCUUCUAUGGAUAAUGACUU